Messenger RNA from Psylliodes chrysocephalus, 1312 nucleotides. NCBI's taxonomy places the organism in Eukaryota, Metazoa, Arthropoda, Insecta, Coleoptera, Chrysomelidae. The record is from the annotation of a GenBank genome assembly.
AUCGAUUGUUUAAAAUUUUAAAUUUAUUCUGGUUCUGUUGUUUCGAGAAAUGACAUGUUGACAUUGUUGACAGGUUCUUCUUUACCGUUCUGUGUUCUUUGAGGUUAAGUUUUUAAUCAUAAAUGUGAUUAUUGUAAACACGUGUAUUUUUUCUCAAAAAUAAAUCUUUUUGAAUAAAAUAAAAGUUCAAAAUGCAAGACGACGACGUAACGUGGAGUAUUAUCAACAAAUCAUUUUGUUCUUAUAAGUCUCAGACAAAAGGACAAAAAUUCUGCCGAAACGAAUAUAACCUCACAGGUCUCUGCAACCGAUCAUCUUGUCCGCUAGCGAACAGUCAGUAUGCAACAGUGAGGGAAGAAAAUGGCAUAAUAUACUUGUUUAUGAAAACAGCUGAAAGGUCUGCAUUUCCUAGAAAAACUUGGGAAAAGGUCAAAUUGUCCAGAAACUUUGAAAAAGCUAUACAUCAAGUUAAUGAAAAUUUAUUAUACUGGCCAGGAUUUAUAAAGUCAAAAUGCAAGCAGAGGUUUGUAAAAAUAACGCAGUAUCUGAUAAGAAUGCGAAAUUUAAAACUGAGAAGGCAGAAGUUGAUAGUACCAAUUCAAAGUAAGGUAGAAAGAAGAGAACGAAGAAGAGAAGAAAAAGCUUUAAUAGCAGCAAGAAUAGAAAAAGGUGUUGAAAAAACCUUAUUGGAUAGGCUUAAACAAGGUGUAUAUCAAGAUUUAUAUAAUAUUUCACCUCAGACAUUUGAAGAUGCUGAACAAGAGAAAGAAUUAGAAUCGGAAGAAGAAAUAGAGCAAGAAAUCGAAAUGGAAAUCGAAGAAGAAGGACCAGAAUUUAUAGCUGCUGAAUCAGCUGAUGAAGAUAGUGAUUUAGAAAGUAAUAGUGGGAAUCCACAAUCAGUUGAUCUAGACAGUAGUUUUGAAUCAUCAGGUGAAUCAGACAUUGAAGAUUUAGCACCAACCUCAUCUAAAAAAAGUAAAACACCUAAAAAGGACAAAUUUGGAUCUGCUAAGAAAGGACCCAGAGUGGAGAUAGAAUAUGAAACUGAAAGAGAAGCUCCCCAAAGACAGAGUGUUCAUUAAACAAAAUAAAUAACUUGUAAAUUAUUUUUUAAAUAUAUUUAACAAUGUCAUAUAGGUUUUUCACUAAUUUUAGGUUGUGUACUUAUCUAUUUUUAAUCUAAUUUAUAAUGGGUGUUAGGGAAGGAGUGUAAUGCCUACAUAGUUUUUAAAAGUAAUUGUGGAUACAAAUUAAGCAAGAAAGCCUUUUAUAGUACGGGUGUGAAGUUAUCCACAUCCACAAAUGUACACUG